Molecule: messenger RNA, 1261 nt
Organism: Actinia tenebrosa (Australian red waratah sea anemone)
Lineage: Eukaryota; Metazoa; Cnidaria; Anthozoa; Actiniaria; Actiniidae
Biological process (GO): proteolysis
Molecular function (GO): cysteine-type peptidase activity; zinc ion binding
Source: RefSeq, a predicted model, not a curated record
CAUGGUACUGCCCAAAUUGCAGAAUGUUACCUGAAUUCAAGCACUCAAAAGGCAAGUCCCAAUCAAGCAAGAAAAAAAUAGCAUCUUCUAAAGCCUUGGCCCUGGAUAUCUGUAUAUGCAAGAGCAAGGCAAAGAAUACAGAUAAGCUUAUUGAGUGCCAUAACCCUGUGUGCAAAAAUGGAACAUUUUUUCACUUGGCCUGUCUAAGCCUUAAACGUAUGCCAAACAAUGCUAAUUCCACAUGGUUAUGCCCAGAUUGUAAAAAGAAUCAAGCACAAUCUAAUAAGAAAAAAGGAAGUGGAAGCGUCAAGUUUGUCAAACAAAUCCAAGGAACCAACAGCAGUGCCAGUGACAAACAAAAGCCAGUAGGAAAGCUUACACAGUCAGAGUUUGACCUUAUUGCAUCUCCAACAGGAUGGUUAGACUGUUCUGUGAUCCAAGAAGCACAUGUACUGCUUAUGAAAGUCAACAGCAGUGUAAGUGGUUUCCAAAGACCAACCCUUGCUCCUGUCAGACAGUUCAGUGUUGUUACUGGUGAUUUCAUUCAGAUAGUGCAUUUGAAUAACAAUCACUGGGCAUGCUUAACAUCUAUUGGCCGUCUUCCUGGGUAUGUUAACCUGUUAGACAGCAUGACAUCACCAAUUUCACAAGAGAUAAUCGAGUUCACGAAGAAUUUGCUUGGUCCAAAUUUCAAGAAUAUCACUCAUAUACCUGUACAGCAACAGCAAAAUGGGAGUGAUUGUGGUGUGUUUGCCAUUGCAUAUGCCACAUGCCUAGCCUAUGGUAAAACUCCAGUUGUGAAGUUCAUCAUUCCAAGGACGCGGCCACAUUUGCUGAGUUGUCUUAAAGCUGGUCAUUUGACACUUUUCCCUACCACUUGAACUUCUUGAGGCAUUUAUUUUGGAAUAAAAAUUAUUGCUUAUUUCUUUAAUUCAUGAGACAUUUAUCUCUAAAGGUUUAACUAUAAGAGUUAAUUAUGAAAUACAAUGACCUAAAAAAGUUAGUGUUCAUGCUAUUAGAAAAUUUCAAAAAAGCAUUUGUACAUGUCAUGAUACUUAGUCAUAUACAAAGAUUUCUAAAGAUAGAUUGUGUUGGAGUUGCGAUGAAAGUGUGCAUGCCUAAUUCAAACUUUCACAUGCCUACAUGUAUUUCACAUUUCCAUCACAACUUCAAUGAUCCGCCUUGACCACAUUAGUUUUAUCCCACGAAAACGUAUUGAUAAAAUGUUCAAUAAAACUCAGCCCUCCAUACUCAACUGAAA